Molecule: messenger RNA, 913 nt
Organism: Panicum virgatum (switchgrass)
Lineage: Eukaryota; Viridiplantae; Streptophyta; Magnoliopsida; Poales; Poaceae
Exons: 5
Coding region: 1-810 (269 amino acids)
Source: RefSeq, a predicted model, not a curated record
AUGCCGGAUCAAGAUGUGGAAAACAAGAGGCGCAAGAAAAGCAUCAUCAUGGGCGAUGAAGUAAAGCAGAAAUCAAAAGGAAAAGAGGUGAUGGAUGAAUGCCACACAAUCAAGAAGCAACCAAAUAAGAUUUUGUAUUUGGAUGCCCUCGACACUGGUGAUAUUGUAGAUCAAACUGCAAAAGUAAGAGCUUCUGUUUGGACACGAAGCUUGGUUACCAGAAUCACUACAAUGGACAAGGUAUCCAGCACUGAAUUCGGGAAGUUACGUCUCAAAGCUAAGUACCAAAUGAACUCCCCCAACAUGCUCAUACAACCAGAAAGGAUUGAUGAGUUUGUCAACUCCAACAUGCCCGCUGAAUCAGUCACCAUGUAUAGGAACACCUUCAAGCAAGCCAUCAGCGAGUUCAGCUUGGCCAUCAAUGAAGCAGUGGUAAAUCUUACCUUCAAACUGUCUCAAGGCGGCAAGCAGCCAACGAUCAGCACAGGUGCACCAGCAAGAGCACAGAGCACACGUGCAGCUGCGGCAGAAAAACAGAGCAGCUCGGCAGCAACAAAAGACGAAGAUGCUGAGUUCGAAGAUAAAAGUGACACACCCUCCGGGGGGAUCUCGAGUACGCUGAGGAGUCUGAAGACGAGCCCAUUGUUAAUUGUGAGCGCAGAUCCAAAAGAAAACAAGAUGAUGGGGGAAAGGGUCAGGAAAGUAGUAGUGAGGAAUUGGAAGAUUAUGCCGAUUCAGAUUCUGGCAACGAUCGGGGAGAAGAUGGGGGAGAAGAUCGGGAAGAUGAGCCUAUUGUUAGUAGGGAUAUAAAUGAGGGAUCUCAACUUGCUUGCAACACCCAGUCGCUAGACAUUGAUAUCACUGGCUUUACUGCAACACAAAGAGAUGGUACACAAGAAGUUGACAUCACUGG